Drosophila sulfurigaster albostrigata is the source of this 4793-nucleotide messenger RNA. RefSeq names its product leucine-rich repeats and immunoglobulin-like domains protein 3 (gene lbk). Lineage: Eukaryota; Metazoa; Arthropoda; Insecta; Diptera; Drosophilidae. Gene Ontology annotation, molecular function: protein binding. The record is from RefSeq and is a predicted model, not a curated record. Bases 560 to 4690 code for a protein of 1376 amino acids. The transcript has 9 exons.
GUUCAGUUUCGUAAAGGGGAGGUCGUCGCGUCGGGUCUAGCUCUUAUGUUUUUGUACGCUUAAUUAAUGAAAAACAAAAACGCGUGAAUGUUGCGAAUCAAUAUAAAAACUAAACAAAACACAAUAUUAUUCAGUGCAUAUGUCAGAUAAUACAUAAUAACACCCAUAGCGCGCUGCUUUUCCUAAGCCAGAAAAAAUUUAACUAGCGAGUGUUUGUGACAGUGAGCCAAAGAGUGUCGAAAAGAGUGUGUGAGACAGAGAGAAAGGAAAAAGAGCGCUCGUGAGCGAGCAUAAAAUCACAGCAGUCUCAGCAGCAAUAACAAAAUAAAUACAUACACAUAUGCACUUAAUGACCAUGCGGCUUUCGAAAUUGGCGACAAUGAGAACGAAUUUUACAGCACUGGUCGCUGACGAAGCUUCUUGCUCUGAAGCUGCAGCGCAGGAGUAACACAACACUGAUUCGAAAUGUAAGAAAGCAAAGGGCAGUGGAAAUUAAACGAAUUUAUCAAGCAUACGAAAAGCAAAUUAAAAAAGGGAGUAUAAAGCAAAACGCUGCAAAAUGCACGUUUCAGCUAUAAACUGCAAGCAACAGGAAAGGGAUAAGGAUUGCGCAUGUGGCGCAGUAACAACAGCAACGACAAAGUUUAAUAAUUAUCGAAAACGACGAAUAUGCAGCAGCGACACCGACAACAGCAACAACACCAAGUACCAAUACAUUAGCAAAAUUCUAAUGACGCUGUCAGCGUUACUGCAGCGUCUCGCAACGCUAAGCAUGGGUACCAAGUGGCGACGGCGCCGCCGUCGACGCAAGCAGCAACAACACAGUAACAACGAAAACGGGAUGGAGAAGGAGAACGCAAUAGCAGCAGCCACAAUAAAAAGCACCCAUAAUGAUAAUUGCAAUUAUUACAAUACUACGGCAACAGCAACGACAGCGACAACAAAAACAAGCAAUGAUUUCAAUAAAAUCAAUAAAUUACUACUAAUUACGUGCAUGCUGCUGAUAACAACUACAACAAUUUGUCAAAGUAACGUCGUACCCGUCGCUGCCGCAGCGCCGUCAUCUUCCACAUCGACAUCAAUGUCGGGCGAAUCGUCGACGUCACCGUUGAGCGCUCUGCUCAAAUCGGGUGGCGCCACCUACAGUCAACAACUCCCGCAACAACAGCUGUUUGCGAUGCUAGCCAAGAAUAACGGUGGAGGCGGCGGCGGAGGCAUUGCUCCUCCUUUUUUUGGCUACAACAGCGAAGCAGCGGCGCAUCGACAGCAUCCACGUUACUUGCCAUUGCAUGAGGACGAAUCCGAGGAUCUGGCUGACGAAGAUUUUGAUGCCCUGCAUAUUCCACUAGACAUUGCUGCCGCUGCCGCCGCCGCAGACGCUGCUCCUUCCAUUGCGUCAGCGUCGUUGGAAACGAACGGUUUCGUGGCCGACGAUGGCGAUCAAUAUGAGCAGGCGGAGAAGGCGCUGGCAGCUGCUGCUGCCGAGUCAGCGAAUGCAAAUGCCAAAAACAGCAACCACAACAACAACAUUUACUGCCCAAAGGAGUGCAAGUGCCUGAACGCUUUCUUCGAUUGUGAUAAGCUGCAUUUGGAGCGCGUGCCCGCCCUGCCGAAUUAUGUACAAACGCUGCAUCUGGCAGGCAACAAAUUGAACGACAGCACCGUCCUUGCGAUACGAAAUCUUACCGAACUGCUAAAACUCACCUUAAAACGGAAUCAGUUGGAUGUUAUGCCCAUGCUCGUGGGCCUCAGCUCGUUAAGGCAACUCAACUUAGCCCACAAUCGCAUUCAGCGCAUCUCCCGAGAAGCGCUGGCCUUGCUGCCAAAGCUAAAAUCACUAGAUCUGACCAAGAAUCAGCUGCACAGCGUCGAAGCUAACAUGUUUGUGCGACCCAAUCGAUUGGCGCACUUAAUACUUAAUGCAAACGAGAUUGGCAGCGUCGAUGAGCGUGCAUUCGAAAUGCUGGGCAACCUCACGGAUCUGGAGAUGAACAACAAUCGUUUGAUCAGCCUUCCAGUGGGUGUCUUCCAGAAUUUGACUCGUCUCAAGAAACUCUCUCUGAACUAUAAUCAACUGGAGAUCCACUGGUCAACGUUUCGAGGCUUGUUUUCAUUGCAAAAGCUUCAGCUCAAGGCAAACAAUAUACGGAAAAUGCAGGAUGGCAUCUUCCAUGUGAUGCGCAACAUUGAGAGCAUCGAACUGGACCACAAUGGCAUCAGUUCACUCUCCCGCCAAGGUCUCUUUAAUUUGACCAAGCUUCAUCAUCUCAGUCUAUCGAAUAACUCCAUAACACAUAUUGAACUGGACACCUGGGAGUUUACGCAAUCCUUGGAAUCGCUCGAUUUGUCGCACAAUUACAUCAGCGAGUUUAAGCCACAGCAUUUGGAUUGCCUCAAGCGCCUGAAGCAACUGAAUUUGGCGCACAAUAAUCUGCAGUAUUUGCAAGAAAAUACCUUUGACUGUGUGAAGAACCUCGAGGAGCUGAACUUACGCCGGAAUCGUCUGGCGUGGAUCAUUGAGGAUCAAUCAGCGAUGGCGCCAUUCAAGACAUUACGCAAACUCCGUCGCCUCGAUCUCUAUGGAAACAAUUUGAAGCAGAUCAGCAGCAAAGCCCUCAGCGGUCUGAAUAACCUAGAGCUGCUCAAUCUGGGUGGUAAUGCACUAGCCAGCAUUCAACCGAAUGCCUUUGAACACAUGCUAAGGCUACAACGGCUCACAUUUAAAUCGGACAACUUUAUCUGCGACUGUGAUUUGCUUUGGUUUCGUCAGUGGUUGCUCAGUAGGUUCGGCUCUCAAGCGGAGCAACUACAUACCCAAGUAGUUUGUGGUUAUCCGGAGCAUUUGCUCGAUAGACAGCUUUUCACGCUUACAAACUCGGAACUAGUGUGCUCUGAUUCACCCAAACCCGUGGUACAGAAAGAGCCCAGCAACAUGUUGGCAGUGAAGGGCGCCAAUAUAACCCUCGAAUGCAUCGCCAGCUCACCGGCAGCUGCUUCAAUGGCUGCCGCAGAUGAGUUGAAGAUCAAGUGGCGCCACGACAAUCAGCACGUACUGGAGAGACAAACCACUCACGACGGCGCCGUCACAGAAACGCAAAUCCAUCAUGAUCAGCGCACGAAUCAAACGACCAUUUAUGGCUAUCUGCGUCUUUCCAAUGUUAGCUACGAGAGUGCCGGACGCUAUCAGUGUGUUGUCUCCAAUGCAUUUGGCACAACUUAUGCCCAAAAGUUCAAGAUCUCUAUUGGCAUUCAUCCCAGCUUUCUUCAUGUGCCUUCGAAUUUGUCGAUUGAUGCUGGUGAAACGGCUCGCUUAGUUUGCUCGGCCAACGGUGAUCCAGUUCCUGAGAUGGCCCUGCAAAAGUUUGGCGCUAGUGAUUUUCCCGCUGCAACGGAACGUCGCCUGCAGGUGAUAAGGGAGGAGGAUGCAUUCCUUAUAACCAACGCGAAGCCAAGCGAUUCUGGUAUCUACACUUGCACAGCUAAAAGUCCUGCUGGCGAAAUCAAAGUGAACGCCACACUACUUGUGAAUGAUAAACCACUGCCUACCAUACCGUUGGUCCACAAGGAGGUGGUGCUUGGACGCACCUGUGUCCUGGAAUGCCUCGGCGAUUCUGCCAACGUGGAUCUAGAGCAGCCGCAUCGUGAAUGGUUCAGGGAGAACAAGCCAUUGCAUAAGUCGCCCACAGCACAGGAUGCAGAAAGAUAUUAUUUUACAAGCAGCAAGGAGUUGCUGGUAAUUGUGAAUGCCCAGUCCAAUGAUGCGGGUCACUAUCGCUGCGAGAUCACGGACAACUCACGCACCCUAACUCUUCAACUAGAGCUACUCGUGGUGAAGGAGAGUUUCAAUACCGAUGUUCUCUUGCUGGGCGUGAUGAUACUGACAGGCAGCUGUGUCCUAAUUGGUGCCUGCAUCAUCUAUUGCACUCUGCGCUAUCAGCGUCGCAAGUUGAUGCGCAGUCUUGCAACACGUACGCAUACCAGCAGUCAGCACACAUUGCCACUGGAUCAAACGCAGCUGACGACACUGAACCGCACUCAAUUGCGACCUCAUCAAUCGCAGCUGGUGCUGGAUGGGGUGUCAAGUGCUGCGCAGAAACAUCAAGCACAGCAGCAAUCGCAACUGCGACCGCGCAGCUUGGCGGAUUUGGAGUGUGGGGACGGGCAGACGCAGAGCCGAUUGAUAGUCACAACGACGCCAUCAUAUGAGCAGCGCUGUCUGGAGCGCUAUUUACAACAAAGCGAUUUAGAGACUCAGCCAGAUCAUCUGUCCAGCAAGGACUCGGGAACCGGAUCGGAUGCUGCCAACAAACGCAGUCUCGAGGACUUCGGUGUGGCUUUGUCGCCACGUCAGCAACGACACCGCAUUGAUGACGACGACGAUGAGGAUGAGCCAGAUGAUGACAAUGAGUUGCAGUUUGCGCCUUCUCGUGCUUUGGGCGUCUCCGAAUACGAUGACAUCGAGCUCUAUGGGCUCAAUCAUCGCGCAGCUGAACAGCAGCGUUUUCUGCGCAACAACAAUCACAAUUACGAUGGCGGGGGCGUGGACAUGGGUUUAGGAUUGGGUGCGAAUGUGCAUGGGCAUGGCCCAACUGCUGGUGCUUCAGCACCGCCAGUGCUGCCGCGCAAAUGCAGCGCACAGCUAAACAGUUCUGGCGUUGAAUACAAACAGGCCACCACUGUGGACAUUUAAGGAGGAUAAACCAAAGCAAAACACACUACAAAACAUGUACCAAAUUAAAAUGCACACACCAAACAAAUAAACUGGUGAGGCUAACCCUCUCGCGCCCCCCAAA